CACUGGUUACACCACCCCAUUAACAAAAAUGGAUCGCUCCUACAGACAGUGAGUCACGUGGCCUGCUAUAUAAAGCAGACAAACAGGCAGGCACGCAUCAAUUUAUACUGUUCGAUUGAACGUUAGAAUGGGCAAAACAAGUGACCUAAGGGACUUUGAGCGUGGUAUGAUCGUAGGUGCCAGGCGCGCCGGAUCAAGUAUCUCAGAAACGGCCGCCCUCCUGGGCUUUUCACGCACGACAGUUUCUAGGGUUUACAGAGAAUGGUGCGACAAACAAAAAACAUCCAGUCAGCGGCAGUCGUGUGGGCGAAAACAGCUAGUUGACGAGAGAGGUAGAAUGAGAAUGGAAAGAAUCGUGCAAGCUAACAGGCGGGCCACAAACAGACAAAUAACGGCGCAGUACAACAGUGGCGCGCAGAACAGCAUCUCGGAACGCACAACUCGUCGAUCCUUGUCACGGAUGGGCUAUUGCAGCAAACGCCGGGCAAAUGAGGAGUGGAAAAACAUCGCCUGUGUAGAUACGGUACGGGAACUUGUCCUGGACAACUGUAGCUCAAAUGAAGGGAAAAUUGAAGGCCUCACAGCAGAAUUCGUCAAUCUGGAAUUCCUCAGUUUGAUCAACGUUGGUUUAAUCUCAGUCUCCAACCUUCCCAAACUUGAGAAACUCAAGAAGUUGGAACUCAGUGACAACAGAAUCUCUGGUGGCCUUGACGUGCUAGCAGAGAAACUCCCCAACCUCACACAUCUAAAUCUAAGCGGGAACAAACUGAAAGACAUCAGCACAUUGGAACCUUUGAAAAAGCUGGAUAGCCUGAAGUCUCUAGACUUGUUCAACUGUGAGGUGACCAACCUGAACGACUACAGGGAGAGUGUGUUCAAGCUGCUCCCUCAGCUCACCUACCUGGACGGGUACGACGUGGAGGACCGAGAGGCAUCCGACUUGGACGGAGAGGUGGACGGUGACGACAAUGAGGAAGGGGAUGAGAAUGGGAAGGAGGAGGAGUUUGACGGAGAGGAGGGAGUAGUAGGAGAGGAGGAUGAGGUCAGCGGAGAUAAGGAGGAGGAAGACCUUGGCAUUGAUGAUGAAGAUGAAGUCAAGGCUGUCCAAGGAGAGAAGAGAAAGCGAGAGCCUGACGACGACAACGAUUAAGAGCAAAAAACGAAAGCAUAGUUACCAACCCCUUCCCUCUCCAAUAGUAGUUACAUAGGAUGAGCCUUGACUAGAAUAUAGUAUAUACAUAUGAAGUGGGUAAAACAGUAUGUAAACAUUAUUAAAGUGACCAGUGUUCAAUGACUAUGUACAUACGGCAGAAGUCUAAGGUGCAGGGUUGAGUACUGGGUGGUAGCCGGCUAGUAACAGUGACUAAGUUCAGGGCAGGGUACUGGGCGGAGGCCAGCUAGUGGUGACUGGGUAACAGUCUGAUGGUCCGGAGAUUGAAAAACAGCUUCUAUCUCUCGUUCCCAGCUUUGAUGCACCUGUACUGUCUUCGCCUUCUAGAUGGUAGUGGGUUGAACAGGCCAUGGCUCGGUUCCUUGAUGAUCUUCUUGGCUUUCCUGUGGCACCGGGUGCUGUAGAUUUCCUGGAGGGUAGGCAGUGUGCCCCUGGUGAUGUGUUGGGCUGUUCCUCAUCACCCUCUGGAGAGCCUUGCGGUUGCGAACAGUGCAAUUGCCGUACAAGGCGGUGAUGCAGUCGGACAGGAUGCUCUCAAUGAUGCAUCUAGAAGAUUGUGAGGGUAUUAGGGGCCAAACCAAAUUUCUUCAGCAUUUUCAUGAAGUUUUUUCGUACUGAACGCAGCCCUGGUGAUUUAUACUCCCAAACUAAUGAAAAUAAAAUGGUGACGCCAUUAAAAUAUAAUUUUCCCCAUCUAAACAACAUAUUGGUCCAUAUUUCAUGUUGGUGUUAUUUAGCAAUAAGCAUGAUCACCCCCCCAUGCCUCCUCACCUCCCUCAAUUGAAUGAACUGCUAUUAUUGUUACACACAAAUAUGGUAUAAGAAUACCUUCCAUAUUGAAAUAAAGGAGAAAAUUGGCUUACUGCUGUGCAAUUUCUAUCAAUAAAGAAAUGGGGUGGGCCAAUUUCUUUAGAUUUCCUCAAUUGAAAUAAAUAAAGAUGGUUCUGGAAGUAUUCUUAGGGUGUUUGUUAGGUUGCAUAAACAGGAGUGCUUUCCCCCCACAAUUAUGGCCUUAAUGUGUUUUAUAAACAUAAAUGAGGAUAGGUUGCUGCUGCUGGUCAGUCAGACGGGCAGGCUGCUCAUUACUAAGGGAAGGCCUACUUUUAAAAAAUGACAUGUAACGAGCUACAAAAAAAAAUUCUGGCUUUCAAACAGGCACGUUCUUCUCUUUUCUCCCCUGCAACUCUUCUCCGGUUCCUUAGUGUACAUGCUAUGCUUGCCCCCCCUCCCCUUUUAUAUUUUUCUGAGUGGCUGUUAGAUUUAAGUCAACUAUGUAAAUACCUGAAUGUUUGUUUAGUAAUGAUCAACAACAAAGGGGUGUUUCUACAGGUAUUUCAUUUUCAAUAAAUUUGCAAACAUUUCUAAA
Molecule: messenger RNA, 2537 nt
Organism: Salmo salar (Atlantic salmon)
Lineage: Eukaryota; Metazoa; Chordata; Actinopteri; Salmoniformes; Salmonidae
Product: acidic leucine-rich nuclear phosphoprotein 32 family member B
Biological process (GO): regulation of apoptotic process
Cellular component (GO): nucleus
Molecular function (GO): histone binding
Source: RefSeq, a predicted model, not a curated record